Bubalus bubalis (water buffalo) is the source of this 1006-nucleotide messenger RNA. RefSeq names its product olfactory receptor 140-like. Gene Ontology annotation, molecular function: olfactory receptor activity; G protein-coupled receptor activity. The coding region runs from base 1 to 927 and encodes 308 amino acids. Gene Ontology annotation, biological process: G protein-coupled receptor signaling pathway. Lineage: Eukaryota; Metazoa; Chordata; Mammalia; Artiodactyla; Bovidae. The transcript has a single exon. Gene Ontology annotation, cellular component: membrane. The record is from RefSeq and is a predicted model, not a curated record.
AUGGAUAUCUUCAGCCCUUCCAACAAUGUGACUGAAUUUGUCCUCCUGGGACUGACACAGAAUCCACACGUGCAGAAAAUACUCUUCAUUGUCUUUCUGCUCAUUUUUUUAUUCACUGUUCUGUCCAACCUGCUCAUUGUCAUCACCAUCUCCCUCAGCCCCACGCUUUCUGCUCCCAUGUAUUUCUUUCUCACCUACUUGGCUUUAUUAGAUGCCUCCUUCACCUCAGUCACCACGCCUAAAUUGAUCAUUGACCUGCUGUUCCAGAGGAGAACCAUCUCCUGGCGAGGCUGCCUGACUCAGAUCUUUUUGGAGCACUUCCUGGCAGCAUCAGAGGUCAUCGUCCUCACUGUCAUGGCCUAUGACCGCUAUGUGGCCAUCUGCAAGCCUCUGCACUACACGACCAUCAUGCGACAGGGGCUCUGCCGGCUCCUGGUGGUGGUGGCCUGGAUCGGGGGGAUCCUGCAUGCCUCAGUUCAGAUUCUCUUCACCACGGACUUGACCUUCUGUGGUCGCAAUGUCAUUGACCACUUCAGGUGUGAUUUCUUCUCACUGUUGGAACUCGCCUGCAGCGACACCUACAGGCUGGGAAUGGUGGUGGCAGCCAACAGUGGGGGCAUGUGCUUGCUCAUUUUUUCAAUGCUGCUCAUUUCCUACAUAGUUAUCCUGAGCUCCCUGAAAACCCACGGCUCUGAAGGACGACGCAGAGCCCUCUCUACAUGCGGCGCCCACUUUACAGUAGUGGUGCUCUUUUUCGUGCCUUGUGUGUUCACCUACACACGUCCUGUGGCCACUUACCCUGUGGACAAGUGGGUGGCUGUGUUCUUUGCAAUCCUCACUCCCAUGUUAAAUCCUAUUAUUUACACAGUGAGAAACACAGAGGUGAAAAAAGCCACGAGGAGUCUGAUGAAGAAGAGAGCAGCUUAGGCUAUUCAGGAUACCAAGAAAGUGAUGAUUUAUAUACAUAUACAGGGAGGAUUAUACAUGCUGUAAAUUGUGAAAGUAA